Lodderomyces oxycetoniae is the source of this 477-nucleotide messenger RNA. RefSeq lists its product as uncharacterized. The transcript has a single exon. NCBI's taxonomy places the organism in Eukaryota, Fungi, Ascomycota, Pichiomycetes, Serinales, Debaryomycetaceae. The coding region runs from base 1 to 477 and encodes 158 amino acids. The record is from RefSeq and is a predicted model, not a curated record. Gene Ontology annotation, cellular component: mitochondrion.
AUGAGCAACUCAGUAGCACCACCUGUUUCAGAAUCCACAUCUAAUAACGUAUGGAGUAAACUAGAUGAAUUGUCAUUAUCGCCUAUUCCAUCAGGAGUUCUAUCAGCGGCACUUUUACUUAAAGCCUUAAAGAAGUCUGUUGGAACUACAGAGAUCCCUUAUAAGGGCACAUCUGGCUCCUCGUAUGCGCUCCAUAAAAGUAUUGUUGCCGCUAAACCAACUCGUAUUUCCUGUGCAUUUUUUGGCGGAGCCUUAGCUUUGGGAACAUUUAUGAUGAUUGAUGGUGACCCAUUGAACGCUUCUGGUUUCAAUUUUGCUUGGCUGACUUUGUAUUUAUUUGUCAAUGGAAAAGCUGCAGCUCUGAGCUUCUUUAAGGGAAGAAUGACUCCCGUGGCGUUGGGCAGCUUGGCUUUGUUCGAUGCUGCUCUAUAUGGCAGGGAGUUUUUUUGGAGCAAGAAUAGUCCAUUUCAGAAUUAA